UCAUCUUUUCCUAUCGCAAAUUCUCCUAAAAUCCGCUGCCUAUCUUCUCCGGCUAAGAGGAGAAGAGGGAAACUUUUCCCGCGGUCGCGUCGGCGCGACAAAUCCUAAUGUUCCGUUCGAGGAUCCAGCGUUGAAUCCAGGGUUUCUGGUUUUCAGGUAAGGGAAUGUCCUAGAUGGCAGACCGUGAAAAGGAUCAGGUAGAUACUUUACCACGUGGAAAUGAUUGGGAAGUUGUAUCUCUCACUGCAUCAGCAUAUUCUGCAUCUCCUGGUGCUAGGCGGCUUGAAGAUGAAGGUGAUAGACAUGAAGAGCCGGAGGGUUUACAAGAAGAAUAUGCACGUUCAAUGUUUAUGUCUGAACAUUUUGUGUUUCCACCCUGCGAACAUGAGAAUCUGCCUUUGGUGUCAGACGAGGUCUUCUUCACUGGGAGUGUGAAAAAUGUUCCAGAGUAUGCUGAUCAAUAUUUGCAAGAGGAAUCAUUUCAGGCUUCUGAAAUAGAUGAAGCUGUUGAUCAGAUGGAGGUGCAUAAUUUGGGUUCGGAAGAAGGGGAGACAGAUGGGAGAACAGAAGCUGAUAGCAGUGGAUCAGUCCCUUUCAGCGAAGGUGAUCUGAUUGAAGCUGAACUGCUCGAAGAGCCAGACUGUUCUGCUUCACGGGCACAUUAUCCUUCGGAUUCUGCAAUGUCAUCAAAGCAGAUGAAAGUGACAAAAUGCAAUGGAUCUGGUCUUCCUCGUGAAUCAUGGUGGAAAAGACGGGCAGUGUCUUUAUAUACUCAGGCUAGGGAGGCAAAUGCAUUUUGGUCUGUGUUUAUUGCUGCAGCUCUGACGGGACUUGCCAUUCUAGGUCACCGUUGGCAGCAGGAGAAGUUGCAUAUUCAACAGCUUAAGUGGCAAAUAAGCAUCGGUGAUGAGAAAUUAAGCCGCAUUUUCUCUCCUAUGUCGCGGUUGAAAGAUGCACUUAUUGGCCAGCGUGGGGCUCCACUACUGCGCCAGGUCAGUGCAGUUGAGCAAUGAGAUGAUUACAUGUAUGCAACAGAACUGGAUGGUGACAGACAAGACGCGAGAGAGAGAGAGAGAGAGAGAGAGAGAGAGUUUCAUUGGCUUAUAUUCCAUCUGGGUCUUAGCCUUGUUCGAGUAAUUUCUCAGUAUAAACCUGUAUCAUGCUCUAUUGAGUGCUGAAUAUCUCGUAUAAAGUGUAAAUCCUGAUCCUGGUUUCUCUCAUCAAAGCCGAAACGUGAUCCUGUAAGCAUUGGAAUUCAGGGACUUGGGCAUUCUAUAGAUAAGUCCGAAUUUCCGAUCAACCUCUUGGGUAGAAGGCGUGAUUAAAGUAAUCUGUGUCUACUUUAUUGUGCUUUCAAAAUUGAAAUAGAUCUCUCUCUCUCUCUCUCUC
Molecule: messenger RNA, 1389 nt
Organism: Nymphaea colorata (pocket water lily)
Lineage: Eukaryota; Viridiplantae; Streptophyta; Magnoliopsida; Nymphaeales; Nymphaeaceae
Product: ATG8-interacting protein 1
Exons: 4
Coding region: 174-1013 (279 amino acids)
Cellular component (GO): intracellular membrane-bounded organelle
Source: RefSeq, a predicted model, not a curated record